Messenger RNA from Microthlaspi erraticum, 381 nucleotides. The record is from the annotation of a GenBank genome assembly. NCBI's taxonomy places the organism in Eukaryota, Viridiplantae, Streptophyta, Magnoliopsida, Brassicales, Brassicaceae.
AUGUUCGGAGUCACGAUAAGACUCGAUGACCAACUCGGAACCACAACCACACCAACUACCAUAUACGUGGACCCAACUUCCCAAGACCAGCCGAGUCACAACUCGGACCACCGUUCAAUAGAAACACUCGUCGUCGUUUUAGCCGUCAUUACCAUUUUAUCAGUCUUAGCCGGCGUCUUCGCUCGGCUCUGCGGCGGCCGCCAUUUAUCUGACGGCGGAGACCAUGACAUUGAAGGCUGGGUAGAGAGGAAGUGCCGUAGCUGCAUCGAUGCAGGGGUUCCCACCGUCGCCGCCGUUCCUCCACCGCCACAUCCGGAGACGGCAGCAGCAGCGGAUGAACAGAGUAAGCCAGCAGGCGCCGAAGAGCAAACCAAUAAGUGA